This is a messenger RNA of Conger conger (European conger), 3477 nucleotides long. Its product is annotated as endoplasmin. Gene Ontology annotation, biological process: protein folding. Gene Ontology annotation, molecular function: ATP-dependent protein folding chaperone; ATP hydrolysis activity; ATP binding. The transcript is spliced from 18 exons. Lineage: Eukaryota; Metazoa; Chordata; Actinopteri; Anguilliformes; Congridae. Bases 136 to 2529 code for a protein of 797 amino acids. The record is from RefSeq and is a predicted model, not a curated record.
AUUCUUGGGUUUUAAUAAAGGGACAAGAUAAGAGACAUAGGCUAUAGUUUGAGUUCUUUAGCGGGGCUGAUGACAUAGAAAGACGCUUAUAAGAAUCACAGCUCUAAUCAGCGUUACAUACUUAAUCUAACAAGUAUGAGGCAAGUGUGGAUCAUCGGUCUCCUUUGUGCUCUUAUUGCGUUUUCGUCCGUCAGGGCGGACGACGACGUGGACGUGGACGCGACCGUGGAGGAGGACCUGGGGAAGAGCAGAGACGGGUCCAGAACCGAUGAUGAGGUGGUGCAGAGGGAGGAAGAGGCGAUCCAGCUGGACGGACUGAGCGCGGCGCAGGUGAAGGAAAUCCGGGAGAAGGCGGAGAAGCACGUCUUCCAGGCCGAGGUCAACAGGAUGAUGAAGCUGAUCAUCAACUCCCUGUACAAGAACAAGGAGAUCUUCCUGAGGGAGCUGAUCUCGAACGCUUCUGAUGCCCUGGAUAAGAUUCGGCUGAUGUCACUGACCAAUGAUGAUGCGCUUGCCGGGAACGAGGAGUUGACUGUCAAAAUCAAGUCCGAUAAGGAUAAGAACAUGCUGCACAUCACCGACACGGGCAUCGGCAUGACCAAGGAGGACCUGGUGAAGAACCUGGGCACCAUCGCCAAGUCGGGCACCAGCGAGUUCCUCAGCAAGAUGACGGAGAUGCAGACGGAGGGCCAGUCGACCUCCGAGCUGAUUGGCCAGUUCGGCGUGGGCUUCUACUCGGCCUUCCUGGUGGCCGACAAGGUCAUCGUCACGUCCAAGCACAACAACGGCACCCAGCACAUCUGGGAGUCGGACUCCAACGAGUUCUCCGUGAUCGAGGACCCGCGCGGGGACACACUGGGCAGAGGCACCACCAUCACGCUGGUGAUGAAGGAGGAAGCGACUGAUUACCUGGAGCUGGAGACCAUUAAGAACCUGGUGAGGAAGUACUCGCAGUUCAUCAACUUCCCCAUCUACGUGUGGAGUAGCAAGACGGAGACCGUGGAGGAGCCCCUGGACGAGGAGGAGGAGCCGGAGAAGGAGGAGGCCGCGGAGGAAGAGGCCGAGGUGGAGGAGGAAGAGAAGGAGGACAAACCCAAGACCAAGAAGGUGGAGAAGACCGUGUGGGACUGGGAGCUGAUGAACGACAUUAAGCCCAUCUGGCAGAGGCCCGCCAAGGAGGUGGAGGAGGACGAGUACAAGGCCUUCUACAAGACCUUCUCCCGGGACUCUGAUGACCCCAUCUCUCACAUCCACUUCACCGCCGAGGGGGAGGUCACUUUCAAGUCCAUCCUCUUUGUCCCUGCCUCCGCCCCCCGCGGGCUGUUCGACGAAUACGGCUCCAAGAAGAACGACUUCAUCAAGCUGUUUGUGCGGAGAGUUUUCAUCACCGACGAUUUCCAUGACAUGAUGCCCAAGUACCUGAACUUCGUCAAGGGCGUGGUUGAUUCAGACGACCUGCCCUUGAAUGUGUCCAGAGAGACUUUGCAGCAACACAAACUGCUCAAGGUCAUCCGCAAGAAGCUGGUGCGCAAGACCCUGGACAUGAUCAAGAAGAUCGCCGAGGAGCACUACAACGACAAGUUCUGGAAGGAGUUUGGCACCAACAUCAAGCUGGGCGUGAUCGAGGACCACUCCAACAGGACGCGUCUGGCCAAGCUGCUGCGCUUCCACACGUCGCACAGCGACACGGUGGUCUCCAGCCUGGAGCAGUACGUGGAGAGGAUGAAGGAGAAGCAGGAUAAGAUCUACUUCAUGGCCGGAACCAACAGGAAGGAGGCGGAGUCCUCUCCCUUCGUGGAGAAGCUGCUGAAGAAGGGCUACGAGGUGAUCUACCUGACCGAGCCCGUGGACGAGUACUGCAUCCAGGCCCUGCCCGAGUUCGACGGCAAGCGCUUCCAGAACGUGGCCAAGGAGGGCAUCAAGUUCGACGAGAGCGAGAAGGCCAAGGAGCGGCGGGAGGCCCUGGAGAAGGAGUACGAGCCGCUCACCGCCUGGAUGAAGGACAAGUCCCUGAAAGACAUGAUUGAGAAGGCUGUGCUGUCCCAGAGGCUGACUAAUUCUCCCUGCGCCCUGGUGGCCAGCCAGUACGGGUGGUCCGGAAACAUGGAGAGGAUCAUGAAGGCGCAAGCCUACCAGACAGGAAAGGACAUUUCCACAAACUACUAUGCGAGUCAGAAGAAGACCUUGGAAAUCAACCCCAAACACCCUCUUAUCAAGGAGAUGCUGAAGCGGGUCCAGACUGACCCUGAGGACCAGACUGCCUCUGACCUGGCGGUGGUGCUGUUUGAGACGGCCACCCUGCGGUCGGGGUACCAGCUGGCCGACACCAAGCUGUACGGGGACCGGAUCGAGCGCAUGCUGAGGCUCAGCCUGAACGUGGACGUGGAUGCGCAGGUGGAGGAGGAGCCAGAGGAGGAGCCGGAGGAGGAGCCAGAAGAACCAGCAGAGGAAGAUGAGGUUGAUGAAGAAGAGGUCAAAGCUGAGGAGGAUGAGGAAGAAACGGUUACCACAGAGCGAGACGAGCUGUAAAACCGGUCGGUGGCUAGCGGGAGGGACAGGGGAGCAGGACUGAAUCCACAGAGCCAACCAUCACCCCCGAGCGGCUGGGACUGGAACCCGGGAGCCAAUCGUCAACCUGCAGAGGGGCGGGAACUGUAACCUGGCAGCCAAUCACCCUGCCCAGCGGCAGCCGUGGAGCCGAGGAGCCAAUCAACACUUAAGGGGGGGGGUGGGGCUGUGGGGAUCUUACCUGGGAUUGGGGGGUUUUUUUUAAGAGGCGCCUUUUCUUUUUUUGUUACAUUCCUCAUGAUUGUAAAUUUGUUAAUAUUUAACUGAUCUGAAUUAUGGAGUGCUAUCAUCCUGUCGCGUGAACCAUUAAAUGUUUCCGGAAAGGGAUGGUUUGGCAAGUUAUUUUCGCUGCCUUUUGUUGGACUCAUGGUAUCCUCGCUGGGACGUUAUGGCUGAGGAGAUUCCUCCUGGCUUUAACGCUGCAGUGAUGCCACACAGACUACUUUCCUCCAUAUUCUUGUGCCAGCUCAAUCAACAGUGCCAGCUUCUUCAUUUUGGCACUGGCAUUGACGGGGCGGCCUGUAGCGUAGUAGUUAAGGUACAUGACUGGGACCCGUAAGGUCGGUGGUUCUAAUCCGGGUGUAGCCACAGUAAGAUCCGCACAGCCGUUGGACCCUUGAGCAAGGCCCUUAACCCUGCAUUGCUCCAGGGGAGGAUUGUCUCCUGCUUAGUCUAAUCAACUGUACGUCGCUCUGGAUAAGAGCGUCUGCCAAAUGCCAUUAAUGCAAUGUAAUGUAAUGUAAUUGAAGUCCUAAUUCGGCAUGAACCCCUUGCGUGCAUUGGAAAGUGGGUAUGGUGCAGAAUGUUAUUCAUUGUAAACUUGCAACAUGAUUAUCUUGGCCAGUCAAGUUGUCAGUUUUCAUGGCUAGAAUCUGAGAAACCAAAUAAAAUUUAAAAAAGCACAACAAA